Messenger RNA from Funneliformis geosporum, 325 nucleotides. The record is from the annotation of a GenBank genome assembly. Lineage: Eukaryota; Fungi; Glomeromycota; Glomeromycetes; Glomerales; Glomeraceae.
ACUUCAAAUGAAACUUCGUCGUACUUUAUUAACACCAGCGGAAAGAGAGUCAUUAGCAUAUGAUAUACCACAAACUGGGCCCAUGGCAAGUAUCGUUGCUACCAUUAUCUUGACUUUAAUUGUUCAUGAAUUACAAUCCUUUUGUGAAAUUGAAAAUUAUUCGACCGCAAUAACUAUGAAUUUAUUCUUAUGGCUUGUUGCAAGUGCUUUGUCAUUUACGCGAUACAUUUCCUAUAACUUGUCCGCGUCAUUAUUCUUUAUUGACACGAUACACGAUUGUAUCCAAUUGAUAGGAAUAGCUAUAACUAUACAAUAUUUUCAUUAA